Molecule: messenger RNA, 1364 nt
Organism: Phaeodactylum tricornutum CCAP 1055/1
Lineage: Eukaryota; Bacillariophyta; Bacillariophyceae; Surirellales; Neidiaceae
Exons: 1
Coding region: 101-1138 (345 amino acids)
Biological process (GO): tRNA aminoacylation for protein translation
Molecular function (GO): aminoacyl-tRNA ligase activity; ATP binding
Source: RefSeq, a predicted model, not a curated record
CGACAACAGCCGUUCACUUGUAAUCAAUUAGCGUGACAUAUUUCAAACAUUCCGACAAAUCUUCGUGCAACAUCGUCUUCCAGCAGACCACUUUGCCAAGAUGGGGUGGAUCUUAUCAGUCAAAAAUGCCGCAAUGUCUGCUAGGAGCUUUCGAGUGUUUUCUUUACAGAAAGCCUUUGCCCAUCCGCAACUGAGCUGGUAUGCGCGCGUCCACAACGACCAAGCGAUCAAAUUUCUUACCACCGACAAGCGUGAUGAAAAUGUUUACUUCCGUGGGACUUUUGAUCAAAGUAAAGACCACACGAGGGAUAACCGUUUUGAAGGAGCAGAAAAAGGCUCUUCUUUGGAUGUUGGCCAUGACUAUAAACGUGACACAUCGAGGAACAACCCCGAUGUAGAUCUAGAAAAGGUCCACGCACUCCUCGCGUCGCGUUUGCAAGCUAAGAAAAUGAGACAGUUCGACGAAGCCGAUAACAUCUGUGACGAGCUAUUGAGGGUUCACGGUGUCACCGUGUGGGACCGCGAUAAAACAUGGCGCAGUGGGUGCAGCGAGACUGGAUCGGAGUUAGAGCGCGCCGGUGGCCCUGUUAAUUAUGGCCCACUGGGACACGACUACUUGCCAUCGCCCGACGCCGGUCCAGCUAAGGCAACCAUGAGUGAAGAAAAGAUAAACGCCCUUUUGGCAGAGCGUCUGCAAUGUAAACUUUCUCGUCGAUUUGCGGACGCUGACCGCAUUCGAGAUCUGCUCGAGUCCAAAGGCGUUUACGUCCAUGAAUUUCGCAAAGAAUGGCGUGCCGAUGGGGUCAAGUUUGAUGACAAUAUGAGCCAAGGCAGACGUAUGUACCAAAGUCGUCCAUACUCAGAAUCACAUCACUCUGACAGUGCAGCUCUAACGGUGGAAGAGAUCAAAACUAUUGAAAAUCUCAUUGCUCGUCGAUCUCUCGCUAAGCAGAGUCAAAACUACAGACUGGCCGACGGCAUUCAAGAUGAACUUAGAAAAGAUUUCAAUGUACAUCUUAAUGACUUCGAUAAUGAGUGGUCUGCGGGUGGAUAUUUUGGACCAAAUAGAGGGCAUUUUCGUGAAGGGAGAGAAUCGCACACCAGAUUCCGAAAAUCUAAGACAAAACGUCGUAGUUAACAAUUCACAAAGAACAACGAUAAUAUGAUGGAGUGGACCCACCAGUAAGCUCCUCUUAAUGCCUUGCACCCUUGUAUGUCAAAUUGUCAUUGACUAAAGUCUACUCGAAUAACCACAGGGAUGGUGUCCAUUGCCAACCUUUUUUUGUCAUCAUUGCUUGAAAGAGUUGAUGUAUAACAGAUAUAUAUUGGGCGCAGCUCUAUAAAUAUUCACCUGCCAAUUGUGA